CCAGCGGCUGGCUCUCGACAACGGCCGUGCGUCCUCCUGACCAUCGGCCGUGUUGUCGUCCUGCUCCGCCAGGCCCAAGAAGGCCCAAGAGGGCUUGUGCCGAGCCCCGCUGCGGCCGCGUGGCCCCCAUGUGCCUGUUCAUGGCCGCAAACAAAGGCCAGGCCCACCCGCGACGCUCCUCGGAUACAGCCCGGAUCACAUAUGUACCCCUUGGCUCGCCAUCGCCAGCUCUUCUCCCCGUCGCCCCGUUGCUCCUCCGUCUCUCUCCUGCUCUGAAACCCCGUCGUUUGCCCAAAUGGCCCACCAGCAAAGUCUCCACGCCACGUCGCUCUCCAACCCCAGCCAGUUCUGGGCCGAGCAAGCCAACAGCGUCACUUGGUUCAAGCGCCCGACCUCGAUCCUCAAGGUCGAUCGGGAUCUGCCAGCCCCUCACUAUACCUGGUUUGCCGACGGCGAGCUCAACACUUGCUUCAACGCACUGGAUCGCCAUGUCCUCAACGGAAGGGGCUCUCGAACGGCGCUGGUCUACGACUCGCCCGUGACCAACAGCAAGCUGCAGUUCACCUACGCCCAGCUGCUGGAGCAUGUCCAGGUGCUCGCCGGCGUGCUCUCCCAGCACGGCGUCAAGAAGGGCGAUACCGUCCUCAUUUAUAUGCCCAUGGUUCCGGAAGCGGCCAUGGCCAUGCUUGCCUGUGCCCGACUCGGCGCCGUCCACAGCGUCGUUUUCGGUGGCUUUGCUGCGAAGGAGCUGGCCAAGCGCAUCGACGACUGCAAUCCCAGCGUCGUUCUGUUCGCUUCGUGUGGCAUCGAGCCGUCUCGUGUGAUUCCGUACAAGCCCUUGCUCGACGAGGCUCUGAGCCUCAGCAAGCAUGUCGUGCCGAUCAGGAUCUGCUUGCAGCGCCCCCAGUGUCGUGUCCGACUCGAUGCCAACCGAGGCGAGUACGACUGGGAGGACGAAGUCAAGCGCUCCAGACGAGCCAAUUUGAAGCCCGAGUGCGUUGUUGUCAAGUCUGGAGAUCCUCUCUAUCUCCUCUACACCUCGGGCAGCACCGGCGUUCCCAAGGGCGUGGUCCGCGAUAACGGCGGUUAUGCAGUGGCUCUGAUUUGGUCCAUGAACAACAUCUUUGGCGUGGGCCCGGGAGAGACCAUGUUCACCUCUAGCGAUAUCGGAUGGGUUCUUGGCCACAGCUUCAUUGUCUACGGCCCACUUCUCAAUGGAUGCACCACGGUCAUGUACGAGGGCAAGCCCGUGGGCACACCGGAUGCCGGGGCGUACUGGAGGAUCAUUCAGGACUACCGAGUCAAGGUCCUGUUCACUGCCCCAACGGCGGCUCGCGCCAUCAAGCGAGAGGAUCCUCACGGCGAGCUGACGCGCACAUACAACACCUCAAGCUUGAGAAACAUGUAUCUUGCUGGCGAACGCAGUGAUCCCGAUACGCUCCAGCAUUUCCAAGCGUUGCUCAAGGUGCCCAUUCGCGACAACUACUGGCAAACCGAAACAGGCUGGCCUAUCACCGUUGCCUGCGCCUUCCACGACCCAUCCAAGAGCACCCCCACUCAGCUGGGCAGCGCGGGGCCGCCUACUCCCGGAUACGACGUCAAGGUUCUGAUCUCUACCAGCGGCAAGCACAAGCAUGAGGUGGACCAUGACGACAGCCACAACCACGUUGAGUGGCAGGAGGCCACCGAGCCUGAUGUCAUGGGCACUCUCGCCCUCAAACUCCCUCUGCCUCCUGGCUGCUUCCCCACACUGUGGAAGAACCAUUCGGGUUAUCUCAAAAGCUACUUUUCCAAGUUCCCGGGCUACUUUGACCUGACGGACGCUGGAUACCUCAGCUCCAAUGGCUACCUCAACAUCAUGUCGCGCACCGACGACAUCAUCAACACGGCCGGACACCGAUUGUCGACUGGCUCAAUGGAAGAAGUGGUGGCUGCCCACCACGAUGUGGCCGAGUGCGCUGUCAUCGGUGGCCAAGACAAGCUCAAGGGCGAGAUCCCGAUCGGCUUUGUGGUCCUGAAGCACGGAACGGUGCACUCGAACAAUGAAAUCAUCAACCAGCUCGUUGCAGCCAUUCGCAAACAGAUCGGGCCAUUUGCCUGCUUCGAUCGUGUCUUCAUUGUCCAUCGCCUCCCAAAGACUCGCUCGGGUAAGAUCCUGCGACGCAUCCUCCGCGCCAUCUACAACGGAUCCCCAUAUGAUGUCCCCGCUACCAUCGACGACGAAUCUGUCUUGCAAGAAAUCAAGGACGCUGUCCGUCAGCCCAAAGGCUCUGUGCUCUCGGCCAAGUUGUAACUGUGCUCGCGCGUGAUUGCGCCCGCUGAUUUCAGUGGAGUCUCAAGAUCAGGCGAUUGUCCAUCGCAAUUCAGACAGUUCCUUGGCCGUUUGACCUUGCUUCUGCAUCAUCCAAAUACAGCUCCGGCGAUAAACAGAGAGGACAUUUCGCUUGGUUCAGAACACAAUAGUUUGUUACCCAAUACCAUCGCGCUGUCCAUGAC
Molecule: messenger RNA, 2496 nt
Organism: Polychytrium aggregatum
Lineage: Eukaryota; Fungi; Chytridiomycota; Chytridiomycetes; Polychytriales
Exons: 10
Coding region: 296-2293 (665 amino acids)
Source: RefSeq, a predicted model, not a curated record